Molecule: messenger RNA, 675 nt
Organism: Fusarium coffeatum
Lineage: Eukaryota; Fungi; Ascomycota; Sordariomycetes; Hypocreales; Nectriaceae
Exons: 2
Coding region: 1-675 (224 amino acids)
Biological process (GO): N-acetylglucosamine metabolic process
Cellular component (GO): cytoplasm
Source: RefSeq, a predicted model, not a curated record
AUGGGCAGCGCAGAUACUCUCCCGUUCUGGAACCUCAACAUUCCGGAGGACCAAAGAACGGAAGAAUGUCCCGAUUUCCUCCUCAGCACCAAACCAAAAGAUAUCGGCAUUCUCUCCACGCCAGACGAUGAAUAUCACAUCUUGAACUGGGACGAAGUCCGCGAAAUCAUCGAAGCAAACCGCCUUGAGCUCUUCCAACGUAUCCCCUCAGAGCUACGCCGCUACAAGCAGUUUACCUAUCAUCUCAAGCAAAAGUACGGCAGUGUCGCCAACUUUCUCUUCGAGCAUCGUCUUGGAUGGACGCCUCCUGUGAAGCCGCGCGGUGGACCGUUUGAGUUUGAGGAUGACUACAAGAUCAUAUGGAACGAUGCCCCGUAUGGUAUAGAUCCUAGGAUUGUGCAUCUUGUGGUCUGGACAAAGUUUGCUCUGGAUGAGGAUCCCAAGACGGGCGAUUUGACAGACGAGGCGAGGAAGGAGAUUGAUGAUUUCGUGGGAAGGACCUUUCGGAAACAUGUCCCUGAAGAAAACGUCCUUUGGUUCAAGAACUGGCAGGGUUUGCAAUCUGUCAACUCCAUCCAACAUCUCCAUGUGAUGCUCUUCAACCCAGAUCCUGACUUCGUUCACAAGAUCACAAAGGGAGAUGUCCCUCGGGCAGGAGUGGAAGUCAACAAGUGA